Rattus norvegicus (Norway rat) is the source of this 6649-nucleotide messenger RNA. RefSeq names its product CERK like autophagy regulator (gene Cerkl). NCBI's taxonomy places the organism in Eukaryota, Metazoa, Chordata, Mammalia, Rodentia, Muridae. Gene Ontology annotation, cellular component: nucleus; cytoplasm; photoreceptor outer segment. Gene Ontology annotation, molecular function: transferase activity; kinase activity; ATP binding. The record is from RefSeq and is a predicted model, not a curated record.
UUUUAAAUUUCUAUUUCUGGACAGCGUCUUACAUGUAGUCCUGACUGGAGUAGGACUCACUGUUUAGCUCUGGCUGGCCUGCAACUCAAGUUCACCUGCCUCUGCCUCAUGAGUGCUGGAACUAAAGGCGUGUGCCACCACUCAGAAUUCUGGGUACACUUUAGAUCUAUCUGACAAGAACCUGCACUUUAUUUAACACGUGACUAGGUGAUGCAUAAUCCAAUUUUGGGGAUGCCUGGCAGACUAGGGAGCUCAGCCAGGGAGCUCAUACUAGCAGCAUGGUCCAGAGAGGACACUAGCCCUCGGGAAAAGAGAAAAGCACCCGCGGCUCCGCCCUCUCGCCCCGCCUCCCUUCAGGCUAGCGUCGUUGCCCUGGCAGCGUGGGACAAGGCCCAGGCGGUGGCUGUAGCCACUCUUUCUUCCCCCUCCAAAGGUUUCUGGUGGGUUCCUAAUUCGGCCCAGCCCAGCGACGCCUCACCAUGCUCCGCAGGAGACUCGGGAGCCGGGUGGGCGCUCUGGAGGAGGGGGCGCCCGUCGGGUGUCCGGAGCUCCCAAAGGCAGCUGCUGAACCCGAGCGGGUUCUGCUUCGAGGCAUCUUCGAGAUCGGGAGGGAAAGCUGCGAUGUGGCGCUGGGCGAGCGGGCCCUGCGGUGGCAACGCAUCCGGCCCGAGCUCCCAGCUGGUGGUGCCAGGUGUGAUCCGCUGGGCAAAGAAGAGUCCCUAGACCUGGAAGACAUAUUCUCAGUGAAGCUGAAGCGACGCUGCUCUGCAAAGCACCCGGGCAGUGGCACACUGCUGGGCAUCACACUUUUCAUCUGCUUGAAGGAGCAGCAAAACAAAUUAAAGGACUCCACGCUGGAUCUCAUUAACUUCAGUGAGGACCACUGUGACAUAUGGUUCAGACAGUUCAAGAGAAUCCUGGAAGGUUUCGCAAACAGGCCAAAGGCUCUCAAGAUCCUCCUCAACCCUCAGAGUCACAGAAAGGAAUCUGUCCAAGUCUACUAUGAGAAGGUCGAGCCACUGCUGAAGCUUGCGGGCAUAAAGACUGAUGUGACAAUAACAGAAUAUGAAGGGCAUGCCCUGUCUCUGCUUGACGAAUGUGAACUCCGGGGAUUUGAUGGUGUUGUCUGUGUUGGUGGAGAUGGAUCCGCGAGUGAAGCUGCACACGCUUUGCUCCUGAGAGCUCAGAAGAAUGCUGGGGUAGAGAUGGACAGCUCCCCGACUCUCACUGGAGCUCAGCUUCCACUUGGCUUAAUUCCAGCAGGAUCUACCAAUGUGUUGGCACAUUCUCUCUUUGGAAUUCCUCACGUGGUGACUGCAACCAUGCACAUUAUACUGGGUCACAUACAGUCAGUGGACGUGUGCACCUUUAGCUCUGCUGGCAAGCUUCUUCGCUUUGGGUUCUCAGCCAUGUUUGGCUUUGGUGGAAGGACGUUGGCUCUGGCAGAGAAAUACCGAUGGAUGUCCCCUAGUCAGCGGAGAGACUUUGCUGUAAUCAAAGCAUUGGCCAAACUUAAGCCAGAGGAUUGUAAAAUAUCAUUUUUACUAGCGGGUUGUUCUCAGGAUGAACAAGAAAGGAAAGCACAGAGAUCUCCAGAAUCUGACUGUGGUGGCCACUGGCAAACCAUCCGAGGGCAGUUCUUGAAUAUCAGCAUCAUGGCGAUCCCCUGUCUAUGUUCAGUGGCACCCAGAGGCUUAGCACCUGACACUAGAUUAAACAAUGGAAGCAUGGCUCUUAUAGCUGUACGGAACACCACUCGGCCAGAAUUUGUAAAGCACCUGAAAAGUUACUCCAGUGUAAAAAACCAGUUCAAUUUUCCCUUUGUGGAGACUUACACCAUUGAAGAAGUAAAAAUUCAUCCAAAGAGCAAUAGCAAUGGAUACAGCCCACAGGAGGAGGGUGGACACCAUGCAACUGUUUCAGAAAAUGGGUUUCCUUGGAAUAUAGAUGGUGACUUAAUGGAAGCUGCCUCAGAGGUUCACAUUAGGCUGCACCCAAGACUGAUCAAACUCUAUGGAGGAAGCCUGGAGGAAAUGAAUGAUUCCAAAGUAGCAUGUAAUUGCAUAUGAAAGAAGUGUGUAAAGUAGAAAUUUAUUAUAAAAGAAUCUGGCAUGCAAUAUAUAUAUAUAUAUAUAUAUAUACAAAUAGAAAAUGCAUUUUAAUGAAGAUAACUAUUUAAUAUAAUUAAAGUAUCUAUUUUAAUGUAAUUAAAAUAUUUUUAUCUUUUAUUUUUAUUGUAUUUUUUAAUUUAAAUUUCAAAUGUUAUCCCCUGUCCCAGUUUCCACUCAAGAAACCUGCUAUCGUCCCCUGCCUCUAUAAGGGUGCUCCCUCACCCAUCCAGUCCCUCCCAAUACCCUGCCCUGAUAUUCCCCUCCACUGGGGCAUCAAGCCAUGACAGGACCAAGGGCCUCUCUUCCCAUUGACAAGGCCAUCCUCUGCUACAUAUUGACUGAAGCCAUAGGUCUAUCCCUGUGUACUCUUAAGAUGGUGGUUUAGUGCCUGGGAGGUCUGGUUCAUUGAUAUUGUUGUUCUUCUUAUGGAGUUGCAAACCCCUUCAGCUCCUUCAGUCCUUCUCCUACAUUGUGGAUCCCAUUCUUAAUUCAAUGGUUAGCUGUAAAUAUCUGCCUCUGUAUUUGUCAGACUCUGGCGGAGCCUCUCCGACACAAUAUAGUCUGGCUUUGGUGGCUGCACAUGGGAUGGAUCCCCAGGUGGAACAGUUUCUGCAUGGCCUUUCCUUCAGUCUCUGCUCCAUACAUUGUCUCCAUAUUUCCUCCUGUGAGUAUUUUUGUUCUCCCUUCUAAGAAGAACUUAAGAACCCACACAUUGUUCUUCCUCCUUCUUGAAAUCCAUGUGGUUUUUGAAUUGUAUCUUGGGUAUUCUGAACUUUUAGGUUAAUAUCCACUUAUCAGUGAGUGCAUAUCAUAUGUGUUCUUUUUUCACUCACGAUGAUAUUUUCUAGUUGCAUCCAUUGCCUAAGAAUUUCAUGAAGUCAUUGUUUUUAAUAGCUGAGUAGUACUCUUGUUGUGUGAAUGUACCACAUUUUCUGUAUCCAUUCCUCUGUUGAAGGACAUCUGGGUUCUUUUCAGCUUUGGGUUAUUAUAAAUAAGGCUGCUAUGAACAUAGUGGAGCCCAUACGUAAACAUAGUAAAAGCAAUUUACAGCAAACCAGUAGCCAACAUCAAACUAACUGGAGAGAAACUUGAAGCAAUCCCACUAAAAUCAGGGACUAGACAAGGCUGCCUAUUCUUUCCUUACUUAUUCAAUAUAGUACUUGAAUCCUUGCCAGAACAAUUAGGCAAUAAAAGGAGGUCUUGGAAAGGAAGAAGUCAAAAUAUCACUAUUUGCAGAUGAUAUGAUAGUAUACUUAAGUGUUCCCCCAAAGAGUUCCCCAAAAGUUCCACUAGAGAACUACUAAGCAUGAUAAACAACUUCAGCAAAGUGGCUGGAUAUAAAAUUAACUCAAAGAAAUCAGUAGCCUUCCACUUCUCAAAGGAUAAUCAGGCUGAGAAAGAAAUUAGGGAAAUCACACCCUUCAGAAUAAUCACAAAUAAUAUAAAAUAAUAUAAUAUAAAAUACCUCAGUGUGACUCUAACCAAGCAAGUGAAAGAUCUGUAUGACAAGAACUUCAAGCCUCUGAAGAAAGAAAUCAAAGAUCUCAGAAGAUGGAAAGAUCUCCCAUGCUCAUGGAUUGGCAGGAUUAAUAGAGUAAAAUGGCCAUCUUGCUGAAAGCAAUCUACAGAUUCAAUGCAAUCCCCAUCAAAAUCCCAACUCAAUUCUUCAUAGAAUUAGAAAGAGCAAUUUGCAAAUUCAUUUGGAAUAACAGAAAACCCAGGAUAGCAAAAACUAUCCUCAACAAUAAAAGAACUUCUGGGGAAAUCACCAUCCCUGACCUCAAGCAGUAUUACAGAGCAAUAGUGAUAUAAACUGUAUGGUAUUGGUACAGAGACAGGCAGGUAGAUCAAUGGAAUAGAAUUGAAGACCCAGAAACGAACACAUACACCUAUGGUCACUUGGUCUUUGACAAAGGAGCUAAAACUACACAAUGGAAAAAAGACAGCAUUUUUAACAAAUGGUGCUGGUUCAACUGGAGGUUAGCAUGAAGAAGAAUGCAAAUCGAUCUAUUCUUAUCACCGUGUACAAAGCUUAAGUUCAAGUGGAUCAAGGACCUCCACAUCAAACCAGAUCUACUCAAACUAAUAGGAAAAAAAAGUGGGGAAGACACUUCUUCCUAAAAGGGGAAAAAUAAAUAUUCAUAGGAGGGGAUAUGAAAGCAAAGUUUAGAGCAGCGACUCAAGGAAUGGCCAUUCAGAGCCUGACACACAUGUGGCCCAUAUAUAUACAGCCACCAAAACUAGAUAAGAUUGAUGAAGCUAAAAAAUGCAUGCUGAAUAGGACCGGAUAUAGAUCUCUUCUGAGAGACACAUCCAGAGCAUGUCCAAUACAUGGAUCAAUGAUAGCCACAAACCACUGAACUGAGAACAGGACCCCCUUGGCGGGAAUUAGAGGAAACAUUAAAAGAGUUGAAGGAACUUGCAACCCCAUAAAAACAACAAUGCCAGAGCUUUCAGGGACUAAACCACUACCGAAAGACUAUCCAUGGACUGACCAAGGGUUCCAACUGCAUAUGUAGCAGAGAAUAGCCUUGUUGGGGCACCAGCCCUUGGUCCUGCCAAGGUUGGACCCCAGUGUAGGGGAAUAUGGGGGGGCAGUAAGGGGGAUGUAUGGGGGGAAUACCCAUAUGGGGGAGGGGGAGGGGAAGGGAUGGGGGUUUAUGGAUAGGAAACCGGGAAGGGGAAUAACAUUUGAAAUGUAAGUAAAGAAAUAUAUCUCCUGAGAGACGUAGCCAGAAUACAGCAAAUACAUAGGCAAAUGCCAUCAUUAAACCACUGAACUGAGAACGGGACCCCCGUUGAAGGAAUCAGAGAAAGGACUGAAAGAGCUGAAGGGACUUGAGACUCCAUAUGAACAACAAUGCCAACCAACGAGAGCUUCCAGGGACUAAGCCACCCAAAGACUAUAUACAUGGACUGACCCUGGGCUCCAACCUCAUAGGUAGCAAUGAAUAGCCUAGUAAGAGCAUCAGUGGGAGGGGAAGCCCUUGGUCCUGCCAAGACUGAACCCCUAGUGAACGUGAUUGUUGGGGGGAGGGCGGUAAUGGGGGGAGGAUGGGGAGGGGAACACCCAUAGGGAAGGAGAGGGGGAGGCAUUAGUGGGAUGUUGGCCCGGAAACCGGGAAAGGGAAUAACAAUCGAAAUGUAAAUAAGAAAUACCCAAGUUAAUAAAGAUGAAAAAAAAAGAAAUAUAUCUAAUAAAUUUUUUUUAAAAGUGGGGAAGAAUUUCAAACACAUGGGCACAGAGCUCAAGGACCUCCAUGUAAAAUGUGAAGCUAAUAGAAGAGAAAAAUGGCGAGUGUCUCAAACACAUGGGCAUUGGUGAAAAUUUCCUGAAUAGGACACUAAUGAUUUAUGCUCUAAGAUCAAGAAUCAACUAAUGGGUCCUCAUAAAAUUGCAAAGCUCCUAUACUUAAAAUAUUUUAAUACAAUUAAAAUAGUAACUAUGUAUUUAAAAAUAAAAAUAAAAAUAUGAAGUCAAUGGAAAAAAUUAAAAUUCUGAUAUUUGGAAGGUAUUUGUUAGAUCCAAUCUAAAAAACAUUGUGCUAUAUUGAUAUUGUUGAAGAUAAUGUUUUUGUAUUUCCUAUAUCCUGAUAAAACAUAGAUUUUGUAAAAUUUCAGACUUCACAGUUAACUAGUAAUAUUAACACGAAUAUCCACUUAAUAGAAAACAUUCUUUCCUCCUAGGAUGUUAUUCUACUAUCAUAACAGCUAGAUUUGUACUUAAGUAAACUUACAAGUUUUAUUUACAAAUAUCCAUAAAAAAUAUAUCUUUCUAACUGGGCAAAAUGUGGCCCAGGAGGUAGCAGUGUUCUUAUGUAUCUGAAAGGCAGGAGCUGGUUUUCAGUGUAACGAUCUGCAUUUUCUCAGACACCAUCCCUUGAAAAGGUAGGUCUGAAAUGAUAUUGAUUUCUCAUCCAGUAACUUUGACAUCUUCAUGAAAUAACUACUUGAAUUUUCAUGAGAAAACUAUAAACAGUUACAUUUUACACAAAAAAGUAUACCUUAAAAAUAUAAACAUUUAAUUAAAUAUGCUUACUGCACACCCAGAUCUGAUGGCUCCGUGCUCAAGUUUCAGCACUCAAAACCUCCCUCUCCAGCCAGACUUGUGAAGAGGCCACCCUCAUGAAUCCGGAAAUCUGAGGAAGGGCCAGCUGGCAGCAAACACUUCCUGUAAAGUGAUCUUUCUUCAUAACACUGAAGGCUGCCUCUUUUAUCUAGCACAUGUUCAAAAUCUGGACAUGACUUUCUUACACAUGACAGAUUCAGAUGAAGCUUACAGUUAUCCAACCACAUAUAUGAAAUAAAUACUACAAAAUGGUUGUAAUUACAGAAAAAUUAUGCAGACCCAGGUAGAAGCCAUUUCAUUUUUAAACAGAAUCUUGCGCAGCAAUAUCAAGCAUGCUUUAUCUCGUGGGAAUUUUGAUGUCACUGCAUACAAACUUGAUCAGUUAUUUGCAGUUCCAACUAUGUAUUUGUUUGUCCAUUUUCAGAGUCCUGGUUUACGUAUAUUUAACCAGGCCAAGAAAAAAAAACAA